Lactuca sativa (garden lettuce) is the source of this 1278-nucleotide messenger RNA. RefSeq lists its product as uncharacterized. The record is from RefSeq and is a predicted model, not a curated record. NCBI's taxonomy places the organism in Eukaryota, Viridiplantae, Streptophyta, Magnoliopsida, Asterales, Asteraceae.
AUGAAGCAAGUUGAUGUUAACAAAUAUUUCGAAAGACAAUUAGAUGUUGGAGACAACAAUGGUGAAGGACACGAUGAAACAGAAAAUUUUAAUAGUAAAGGACUUUUCAUUGAAGUCUUAUCUUUGAUUAGAGAAGAUAAUGAGAAGAUUUUUAAAGUUACUUUAGAAAAUGCUCCCAAAAAUGAAAAGUUGACUUCUUCGACAAUUCAAAAAGAUAUUGUCAAUUGCUUUUCAAAAGAGAUAAUCGAGUCUAUUUGUGAUGAAAUUGGUAAAGAUGUGUUCGGUAUAUUAAUUGAUGAGUGUAGUGAUGUUUCCAAAAAAGAACAAAUGGCUAUAGUUUUGAGAUAUGUUGACAGACUUGGGAUUGUAAAGGAAAGAUUUAUCGGAGUUCUUCACGUGUUGGAUACAUCCUCUUUGACUCUUAAAGCCGCCAUCGAUACUGUGAGGGGCAAGGUUAUGAUGGAUCAAGUAAUAAAUGAAAACAGUUUCACACAUUAUAUACAUUGUUUUGCACACCAACUUCAAUUAGUGGUUGUGGCAGUUGCAAAGAAACAUGAUGAUGUUGAAGAAAUCUUUGAACAACUAGGUUUGGUGGUUACUUUCGUAUGUGGAUCUUUGGAAACCGAAAUCGGUAUUGGUGGAACCGAAACAGGAAGAGAGUUGAAUCAAGAGAUUUCUCUUUUUCAAGUUGGAGAUACUAGAUGGGGUUCACAUUUUAGAACUAUUGUAAGUUUGUUGAAGUUGUUUGCAGAAGUGGUUACGGUCGUUAAAUAUGUCAAAGAGGAGUGGUCUACUUUAUCUAACCGUAAUCAAGCAAAGGGUAUUUUGUCAUAUUUCAAAACACUUGAUUUUGUGUUUCUUUUACAAUUAAUGUUGGAAAUUCUUUGUCUCAUGGAUACUUUGUCAAAUCAUCUUAAAAAAAGAUCAAGAUAUUUUGGAAGCGACUUCGUUAGAAAAGAUGGAUUUCCACAAAUUUGGAAGAAGCGUAGGACCAAUAAGACUAAUCAACAUCAUUCUGAAGUUGUUAUUUUUAACAUGAUUUUGGAUAUGCAAAUUCAAGAAUUUGGGGAAAGAUUUAGUGAAGUUGGCACAGAGUUGAUGGAGAACAUGGUAGAUUUGAGUCCCUGUGACUCAUUUUCUGGUUUUGAUAAAGUAAAGUUGUUAAAGUUAAGCGAGAUAUACAAAAACGAUUUUGACGAUUCAAAAAGGGCGCAACUUAAUGGUCAACUUGAUACCUAUUAUCACUCUUUGCUCCAUGAUGAGAGUUUUUCAACUUGA